Penicillium oxalicum is the source of this 165-nucleotide messenger RNA. RefSeq lists its product as uncharacterized. The transcript is spliced from 2 exons. Bases 1 to 165 code for a protein of 54 amino acids. Lineage: Eukaryota; Fungi; Ascomycota; Eurotiomycetes; Eurotiales; Aspergillaceae. The record is from RefSeq and is a predicted model, not a curated record.
AUGUAUGCGCACGAAUAUCGCCAUUGUGCGAGAGUUCUGGUCGAGAGUCCACGAGACGGUCAAGACAUGGAAAACCGCAAGCCCAAGCUCCAGUGUGAAGAGUGUCUAACAAUUUCCAGCAAAAAGACUCCAAACCCUGAGACUCGCUGGCAGUAUGAUCUCUGA